AUGAUUUUUGGCAACUUGCUGACGUUCCUCAUAACGUGUGCUACGUUAGCAAAUGCAUACCACUAUUUGGAAUGUGUUGAUAGUUUACCAACGAGUUGGACAUAUGAAGGUAGUUUCACGGAUCAAGCGGAAUUUAACUGUUAUGAACAAUGUAAUUUGAAGAAAUCGAGAUAUUUUGCCAUCACUGGCACAACAAAUCAAUGUUAUUGUGGUGAGGAGUUACCAGUUUUUACUACUACUACUACUACUACUACUAACAAUAUUAAUGAUGAUAACGAGCACUACUAUAAUUAUAAGGAGGAGAUUUGCGGCGGGUCCAGUUCUUCAUACUCCUUGUUCUCUGUGAUCGGGUCGAGCGAGAAAUUUUAUCGGAGAGAUGAUGAUCAGACUGUUGUAGUUACGACCGCGCAACCAAGUGUUGUUAUAAGUUCUGUAGCAGAAACUCAAGCGGUUACACAAACAGGUGGUAAUUCAGGUUCAACACCAGCACCAGCACCAGCAUCCUCAACGAGCGGGUCUCCAAAUACUGCAUCUGCAACUCCAACGGGGUCAGGAUCCGCACCAGCAGAAAUAACAAGUUUAAUUCCAAGUACAACUACAAAUGCUGAGCAUGGAACGUCUAUUGUUUACAGCACAUCAAUUAGAACACAAAGCGGAUCAACUCUAAUUAAAACUGUGACUCAAAGUGCAACUCCGUCACCUACACCAAAUCAAGAUAAAAAUGGUAAAAAUAGCCGUCAUCAUGUGAAUGUAGGUGCUAUCGUUGGUGGUGUUGUUGGUGGUAUUGGUGGUGCUGCUGUUCUAACUGUACUACUUUUACUACUAAUUAGACAUUUGAACAAACGCCGUGAACAAGAACGUAUGGAACAAGAAUAUCAAGAGGCCAUUAAACCCGUUGAUUUUGUCGGAUUUGGUAAUCGCGGUGGUAGUACUGGUGGUGGUCUUUCAAGUACCAAUAAUACUAGUGAUAAAGCUCCACAGGGGACAAAUACUUCGGUAGUUUCAUUAAAUCAAGGUCCAUCAUCAAGCUCAUUCGAUGAUGAGUAUAAGGAUGGUGUCGGUGCUGGACAGGUAACAAAUCCAUUUGAUGAUUCUCGUAGAAUCAGUGACCCUGCAUAUAUGAGAAGUGGAUCACCUGCAAGCCAUAAGAUUUUAACAGUGGUUAAUCCUGAUGAGGACAACUAA
Messenger RNA from Zygosaccharomyces rouxii, 1185 nucleotides. RefSeq names its product Slg1p (gene SLG1). NCBI's taxonomy places the organism in Eukaryota, Fungi, Ascomycota, Saccharomycetes, Saccharomycetales, Saccharomycetaceae. The transcript has a single exon. Bases 1 to 1185 code for a protein of 394 amino acids. The record is from RefSeq and is a predicted model, not a curated record.